Molecule: messenger RNA, 666 nt
Organism: Nasonia vitripennis (jewel wasp)
Lineage: Eukaryota; Metazoa; Arthropoda; Insecta; Hymenoptera; Pteromalidae
Exons: 1
Coding region: 1-666 (221 amino acids)
Source: RefSeq, a predicted model, not a curated record
AUGAAGGCUCAGCUCACCCUUCACCUGCCAGAUCAUCAUACUCCGCUCGCUUUCGAAGCGCUUUGCGUUCGGAACCUCGGCAUCUCCACCCCGGCAUCGCCUGUGGACGGUCAAGCUACGCUGCCCUGGCAAGGAUUAAAGCUGGCUGACCCACAGUUUGGCACAUCUGGGGACAUUGAACUGCUCAUGGGUGCCGAUGUACUCCCGGAUAUCCUGAGAGCUGGGCUUCUCCGGCGGUGUGACCUCACAGCACAGCGCACAGCGGUUGGAUGGACGAUCUCCGGGCGUGCCUCAACGGCCCACACUGCCACCCAAACUUCUGCCUGUUUAGUAUUGCGAAGUGAAAUCGAAACCCCAUGGCACCAACAAUUGAUGGGCGCACUACAACGCUUUUGGGAGGUGGAAGAGAUGCCUCGCUCCAUUCGUCAAUCACCAGAAGAUGAAGCCUGCGAGCGCAUUUUUCUCGAACAUCGGCGAGAGACCGGUGGUAGAUACUUCGUGAGAUUACCCGUUAAGCCAGGCGCCUUGGCACUUCUGGAGGACGGACUGGCGGGGGCCCGAGUUGCUCUUCGAUCUCUCCAGCGUCGCAUGAGUCAGGAUUCUGUGCUGGCAGCAGAGUACACCCGCUUCAUGCAAGAGUGGCCUUUUGCGCUGACAUCAAAAUGA